AUGAGUAAAGAUGGCAGAUUUCAAAUUGCAUACAUCCUGAGCGCCUGCCAGACAGCUAAACGGAUGCGACCUCCAGAGCUACAGAGCAGUUCUUGUGGGAAUCCAGGAGUUCCUGCCAAAGGAAUCCUGAAUGGAACAAGCUUCAAUGUUGGAGACAGAAUCCGGUAUCACUGUGUGGCUGGAUAUACCCUGGAUGGCCACGCACAGCUGACCUGUGUCACCAGCACGUCUAAUGUAGCGGUGUGGGAUUUUCCUAUUCCCAUCUGCAGAGCUGAGGACACAUGUGGCGGGACCUUCCGAGGCUCCAGUGGCACCAUCUCCAGUCCAGACUUUCAGAAGGACUAUCAGAGCAGUGGCGAGUGCACGUGGACCAUCCUGGCUGAUCCAGGAGACACCAUCUCACUGGUCUUCACUGAAUUCCAGAUGGACAGCAAACUCGACUCUUUAGAAGUUGAGGGAUCUGAUCCACCAACAAUAUGGUUAUCAGGAAUUAAUAUUCCUGUGCCUAUAGUCAGCAAUAAGAACUGGCUACGACUUCAUUUCGUCACAGACAACAGCCAUCGGCAUAAAGGAUUCAGUGCUCAAUAUCAAGUGAAACGAUCGGGAGAUUUUAAAUCAAGAGGAGUGAAAUUAUUACCUGGAAAAGACAACACAAGUAAAUUUUCAAUAAUGAAUGAAGGGAUGGUCAAGCAGGUCUCCAACUUCUGCCCGGACCCCGGGGAACCGGAGAACGGCAAACGCAUUGGCACCGAUUACAGCAUCAGUGCAACGGUUCAUUUCACCUGCGACGAGGACCACGUGCUUCAGGGAUCCAAGAGCAUCACGUGUCAGAGGGUCGCCGAGGUGUUCGCGGCCUGGAGUGACCACAGACCCAUCUGUAAAGCAUAUGGAGAAAUCCCUCCGGUCAAGGUUAUUCAAAUCAAUUUCGAAGAGUUCGACCUGGAGCUGGGAUACGAUACGUUGACUGUCGGAGACGGUGGAGAGGUUGGCGACUCGAAAGCAAUCAUACAAGUGUUAACGGGCAGUUUCGUCCCUGACCUCAUCGUCAGUAUGACCCAUCAAAUGUGGCUGCAUUUGCAGUCUGAUGAAAGUGUGGGCUCUAUUGGCUUUAAGAUCAACUAUAAAGAAAUUGACAAGGAAAGUUGCGGGGAUCCCGGCAUCCCUCUGUACGGACUCCGAGAGGGCGGGGUCUUCUCCAACGGAGACGUGCUGCGCUUUGAAUGCCAGUUCGGAUUCGAGCUCAUUGGCGAACGAAUGAUUUCCUGUCAGAAUAACAAUCAGUGGUCUGCUAACAUCCCUAUCUGUAUAUUUCCCUGUAUGUCCAACUUCACGGUGGCCAUGGGCACCGUCCUGUCUCCGGACUAUCCCGAGGGUUACGGCAACAACCUCAACUGUGUCUGGCUGAUCAUUGCAGAACCAGGCAGCCGCAUCCAUCUGGCCUUCAACGACUUCGACCUGGAGCCUCCCUAUGACUUCCUGACGGUGAGGGACGGGGAGUUGGUGGACGCUGUGGUGUUGGGACGCUUCUCUGGGGCGGAAGUGCCUUCGCACCUCACCAGCAACUCCAACAUCCUCCAGCUGGAGUUCCAGGCCGACCACUCGAUGUCCGGCCGAGGAUUUAACAUCACGUACAGCACGUUUGGACACAAUGAGUGCCCGGAUCCCGGAGUGCCUAUGAAUGCCAAGCGCUUUGGUAAUAAUUUCCAGCUGGGAAGCUCCAUAUCAGUGGUGUGUGAGGAUGGCUUCAUAAAGACGCAAGGCUCGGAUACUAUUGUGUGUGAAUUGGAGGCGGGAAAGGUGAUGUGGAGUGGUUUGAUCCCCAAAUGUGAAGCGCCCUGCGGAGGACAUUUCACCGCUCCGGUGGGAGUCAUUCUGUCCCCGGGGUGGCCCGGCUACUACAAAGAUUCCCUGAGCUGUGAGUGGGUCAUCGAGGCUGAGGUGGGACGCUCCAUCAAGAUAAGCUUUGACAGGUUCCAGACAGAACUCAAUUAUGACUUUCUAGAGGUUCACGAUGGGCCUAAUCUCCUCUCGCCCCUAAUCGCCUCUCUAAAUGGCACCCAAGUCCCUCAGUUCCUGUUCAGCAGCGGCAACUUCCUGUAUCUUCUCUUCACCACCGAUAACAGUCGCUCUAACAGUGGCUUUAAGCUCUUUUAUGAAAGCGUCACUUUGGACACUCACUCAUGUUUGGACCCCGGCGUGCCCGUAAAUGGGAUACGUUACGGGCAGGACUUGGCCAUCGGCUCGGUGGUGUGGUUUGGCUGCGAGCCUGGAUACAGACUGAGCCACGAGGAGCAGUUGGUCUGUGAGAAGAACCACUGGUGGAGCCACCCUCUGCCUACAUGUGACGCUCUGUGCGGAGGCGAUGUCCGAGGCCCAGAGGGCAUCAUCCUUUCUCCUGGCUUUCCAGAGCUCUAUCCCAACUCAUUAAACUGCACGUGGACUCUGGAGGUCAGCCAUGGCAAAGGUGUGCAGUUCACGUUUCAUGCGUUUCACCUGGAGGAUCACCAUGACUACCUGCUCCUGACGGAGAACGGCAGUUUUACGCGGCCCCUCGCCCGGCUCACCGGUUCGCAACGACCCCCGCCAGUCAACGCCGGGCUGUACGGCAACUUCAAGGCUCAACUUCGCUUAAUCUCAGACUUUUCCAUCUCCUUCCAGGGCUUCAACAUCUCUUUCUCAGAAUAUGAUUUGGAGCCAUGUGAGGACCCAGGUGUGCCCCAGUUUGGCAGGCACAGCGGUGGCAGAUUUGGCAUCGGCGACACCCUGACGUUCUCCUGUGACCUUGGUUACCGUCUGCAGGGCGCUCGAGAAAUCACUUGCCUGGGCGGUGGGCGGCGCAUAUGGAGUGCACCUCUGCCAAGGUGUGUGGCUGAGUGCGGCUCAACCGUUUCCAAGAACGCCGGUGUCCUGUUGUCCCCAAACUACCCCCGCAAUUACGAGAACAACCACGAGUGCAUCUACAACAUUCAAGUACAAGCAGGAAAAGGAAUCAACAUCUCAGCUAGCACCUUUAAUCUGGCUCAAGGCGAUGUUCUCAAAAUGUAUGAUGGUCCAGACAACACUGCAGAAGUUCUGGGAGGUUUCUCGGGUUCUUCUUUGUUGGGUCAGUCAUUGACCAGCACGUCAAAUCACCUGUGGCUGGAGUUUUAUUCUGAUCAAGAGGAUACCGCCGAGGGUUUUAAACUGGUUUACAACAGUUUUGAACUUUCCCAUUGUGACGAACCCGGUGUGCCUCAAUUUGGAUCCAAAGUCAGCGACCAAGGCCACUUUGCUGGCAGCGUGGUCACGUAUCGCUGUGAUCCUGGCUACAGUCUCCAUGGCAGCAGCAUAUUGAGAUGUAUGACGGGCGAGAGACGGACGUGGGACCACCCGCUCCCCUCAUGCAUAGCGGAGUGUGGGGGAAGUUUUAAAGGUGAGUCAUCCGGACGGAUACUGUCUCCCGGAUACCCGUUUCCGUAUGACAACAACCUCCGUUGCACGUGGACCUUCGAGGUGGACUCCGGCAACACUGUCAGUCUGCAGUUCUUGGCUUUUGACACGGAGGCAUCGCAUGAUAUCCUGAAGGUUUGGGACGGGCGUCCGGAAAACGAGAUGGCUCUGAAGGAAGUGAGUGGUUCGCUGUUACCCGACGGCAUCCACAGCACUCUCAACGUGGUCACCAUCCAGUUCGAGACGGACUUUUACAUUAGCAAAUCUGGAUUCGCCAUUGACUUCUCAAGUUCAGUGGCAACCGCCUGCAGGGACCCGGGGACGCCCAUGAACGGCAGCCGCAGCGGAGAGGGCAAAGAGCCCGGCGACACGGUGACCUUCGCGUGUGAUCCGGGCUACGACCUGCAAGGAGAGCCCAGGAUCACCUGCAUUCAGGUGGACAACAGAUUCUUCUGGCAGCCCAGCCCUCCUACAUGUAUCGCUCCUUGUGGUGGAAACAUUACAGGCUCAUCUGGAUUCAUUCUUUCACCGAAUUUCCCCCAUCCGUACCCGCACAGCAAGGACUGCGAUUGGUUCAUCACGGUUCACCCUGAUUAUGUAAUUUCCUUGGCAUUUAUCAGCUGUGAGACCAGCUCACGGUGUGAAGAGAGGCUGGAUUAUGCGCUGUGGCUUACUUGUGCCUCUGGAGACGGCGGGGACACGGUGUACAUGUGCAUGUGUGCAGAGUCUCCAUGUGGAAGCCGGUUGACGGGUUCAGAGGGCACUAUUUUGUCCCCAAACUACCCUCGCAACUACACCGCGGGCCAGUCCUGUGUGUAUGAGAUCUCAGUGCCAGGAGAGUUUGUUCUCUUCGGCCAGUUUAUGUUCUUCCAGACGACCCCUAGUGAUGUGCUGGAGAUCUUUGACGGGCCCUCGACGGAGUCUGCUCUCCUCACCUCUGCGCACCGCUCUCACUCAGGAGAGCCAUUGCCGCUGAGCUCUGCCAAUGAAAUCACCAUCAGGUUCAAAACCGAGGGACCAAACACAGCUAAAGGGUUUCAUUUUGUGUAUCAAGCUGUUCCGAGGACCAGUGCUUCCCAGUGCAGCUCCGUGCCCGAGCCUCGCUACGGGAAGCGCAUUGGGAAUGACUUUGGAUUGGGCACGGUGGUGCUUUUCGAGUGUAACCCAGGUUACACUCUUCAUGGUGCCAGUGCCAUCAGAUGUGAGGCAGUGCCCAACACACUGGCCCAAUGGAACGGCACUGUGCCAACAUGUGUCGUUCCAUGCGGAGGAGUUCUGACCAUGCGCCGCGGGACCAUUCUGUCUCCAGGUUACCCCGAUCCCUAUGACAACCAUCUGAACUGCGUUUGGAAGGUCUUUGUGCCGGAGGGAACCGGAAUCCAAAUUACAGUUGUGACUUUUUCCACCGAACACAACUGGGACUCUCUAGACUUUUACGAUGGUGUCGACAGCAAUGCUCCAAGACUAGGGAGCUAUUCGGGGACCACGAUUCCACCCCUGCUGAACACCACGUCCAACACCCUGUUCCUCACCUUUCAGACUGACAUGAGCGUUUUUGGAGCUGGUUUUCACCUGGAAUAUACAGCAAUAGGUUUGGACUCCUGCCCAGAACCUCAAACCCCCAGCAACGGCGUGAAAGUGGGCGACCGCUACUUCGUGGGUGAUGUUGUCUCGUUCCACUGUGAACAAGGAUACACUCUAAAGGGAAGUGCAUAUAUAACCUGCAUGCCGGGGCCUGUCAGAAGAUGGAACUACCCAGCGCCCCUCUGUCUGGCCGAGUGCGGGGGAUUCCUGUCGGACCUGAAUGGAGUCAUCCUAAGUCCCGGCUUUCCUGGAAAUUACCCCAGUGGACUUGACUGCAACUGGACAGUUAAACUUCCUGUUGGAUUUGGGAUUCACCUACAAUUCCUCAACUUCUCCACGGAAGCUGUGCACGACUACCUUGAAGUCCGUAGCGGGACGCUGGGCUCGGUGAUCGAUAGGUUCAGUGGGCCCGUUGUUCCAGAAUCUUUCUUCAGCACGACCCACGAGACCAGCUUCUUCUUUCACAGCGACUACUCGCAGAACAAACUCGGUUUCCACAUCACCUACGAGGCAUAUGAACUGCAGAGGUGUCCGGAUCCGCGGCCCUUUCGGAAUGGUGUGGUGAUUGGCAGUGAUUUUGGAGUGGGCAUGACCAUCUCGUUCCAGUGUCUGCCGGGAUACACGCUGCUGGGCGAAGCGUCGCUCACGUGUCUGCAUGGCAUCAGCCGCAACUGGAACCAUCCUGUUCCUCGCUGUGAAGCACUUUGCGGUGGUAAUAUCACGGCCCUCAAUGGGACCAUCUACUCUCCGGGCCACCCGGCUGACUACCCCAAUCUUAAAGACUGCAUAUGGAGCAUCCGAGUACCUCCAGGCAACGGCAUCCACAUCAACUUCACCGUCCUCAACACCGAGCCCAUCUACGACUACAUCACCAUCUGGGACGGCCCUGACCAAACAUCCCCACAGAUCGGUCAAUUCAGCGGCAGCUCGCCUCAGGAGGCCGUUUCCAGCACGUCCAAUCACAUCCUGCUCAAGUUCCACAGCGACUUCAGCACCAGCGGAUUCUUUCUUCUGCGUUACCAUGCUUACCAACUUCGUGUCUGUCAACCUCCCCCACGUGUCGCCAACGCAGAGAUCCUGGCUGAAGAUGAUGAAUUUGAAAUUGGAGACAUCAUCAGGUACCGCUGCCUGCCGGGCUUCACGCUGCUCGGGAGCGAGAUCUUGACCUGUAGGCUGGGUGAGCGACUGCAGAUGGAUGGUCCUCCUCCAGUCUGCCAAGUGCAAUGUCCUGACAAUGAAGUUCUGUUCGACUCGACGGGCGUAAUCCUGAGUCCAGGUUAUCCUGACAGCUACCCCAACCUUCAGAUGUGCUCCUGGAUGAUCAACGUGGAGAAGGGCUACAACAUCACACUGCACUUUGAACUCUUCCAGACGGAGAAAGAGUUUGAUAUUCUGGAGAUCUUUGAUGGACCAAAUAUUUACAGUCAGAGCCUGGCUGUGUUGAGCGGAGAUCUAAGUGUGCCCUUCAACAUGACCACCACGGGUCACCAACUGUUUCUCCGCUGGUCGUCUGAUCACGGCACCAACAAAAAGGGCUUUCGUAUCACUUACGUGGCGAUGUACUGCAGCACCCCAGACUCUCCGCAGCAUGGUUUUGUGGUCAGCCAGACGGGCGGCCACGUCAACAGCGUCGUCCGCUGGGCCUGUGACCGCGGCUACAGGCUCAUCGGGAAAAAUAUGGCCGUCUGCAGGAGAACUGAGUUCGGUUAUCUGGCCUGGGACUCAUCUGUGCCCGCAUGUCAAGCUGUGUCCUGUGGGCCGCCCGUGGCCCCUGUGAACGGAGGCAUGCUGGCCGCUGAUUAUUCAGCAGGAACACGAGCCACCUACUUCUGCAACGAUGGCUUCCGUCUGUCCUCUAAAGAGGUGGCCAGCACCGUGUGUCAGGCUGACGGCACGUGGAGCAACCACAAUAAAAUCCCACGCUGCACCGUUGUGGUGUGUCCCAGCAUCGGCUCCUUCACCCUGGAUCACGGCAAAUGGAGGAUCGUCAAUGGCUCUCGUUACGAAUACGGCACUAAAGUGGCCUUUACUUGCAACACUGGCUAUUACCGGCUCGGCCCCGCCCACAUUCACUGUACGUCCAAUGGGACGUGGAGCUGGAGGAACGAGCGACCUCGCUGCAAGAUCAUUUCGUGUGGAGAGCUGCCCACACCUCCUAAUGGAAAGAAAAUUGGAACGCAGACAACCUUUGGAGCAUCCGCUAUUUUUACCUGCAACUCGGGCUACAUUCUGGUGGGCUCGACUGUACGGGAAUGUCUGGCAUCGGGUCUCUGGAGCGGGACGGAGACACACUGUCUCGCUGGCCACUGCGGUGCUCCGGAAAGCAUCGUGAACGGUCAGGCGAUCGGUGAAAACUUCGGCUACAGGGAUACAGUAGUUUACCAGUGCAAUCCGGGUUUCCGGCUCAUCGGUUCCUCUGUGCGCAUCUGUCAGCAGGAUCACAACUGGUCCGGGCUGCUGCCAUCCUGCGUGUCCGUUAGCUGCGGUCAUCCGGGCAGCCCUAUCUACGGCCGCACUGUUGGCGACGGCUUCAACCUGAACGACGUGGUGACCUUCUUCUGUAAUAACGGCUACAUUCUGGAAGGCCCGUCUCAAGCGCAGUGCCAGGCGGACCGCCAAUGGAGCCAGCAGCCGCCCACAUGCCGAGAGGUGGACUGUGGUCACCCUGGAUCUCCUCCUCAUGCGGUGGUGAUGGGGGAUAAAUUCACCUUCGGCUCUACGGUUCACUACAGGUGUUUGGAAGACCGAGCUUUGAUUGGUGAAUCCACCCGCACCUGCCAGCUGAACGGCCAAUGGAGCGGCUCCCAGCCUCACUGCUCAGGUGAUAAAAGGGGCGCCUGCGGGGAUCCGGGCACGCCGGCCCAUGCCACCCGAGAGGAGGGCAGCUUUCAGCAGCACGCCAAAGUGCGCUUCACUUGCGCCACGGGUCACACGCUCUACGGCUCGGCAGAACGGAUCUGCUUCCCCAACGGCACUUGGUCGGGCCGUCAGCCCACCUGCAAACCUGUUCAGUGCGGGAAUCCUGGGACUCCGGCUAAUGGGCGCAUUUUGCGUGUUCAUGGCACCACCUUCUCUCACUCCAUCGUCUACUCGUGUGUGGAUGGAUACCGGCUCUCGGGUUCUCCCUCCCGUCAGUGCCUGGCGAACGGUACCUGGUCUGGCAGCGAGCCCAACUGCACCCUGAUCAGCUGUGGGGAUCCGGGCGUAGCUGCCAGCGGCCUGAGGAUCGGCGAGGACUUCACCAUCGGCCGGAACGUGACUUAUUCCUGCCAGCCCGGCUACCUGAUGGAGAACGGGAGCUUCGUUAUCCGCACCUGCACCCACAAUGGCACCUGGAGUGGAACGUUUCCCACCUGCCAAGCGGUGACCUGCGCUCCUCCGCCCGGCGUGUCUAACGGUGAGGUGGAGGGCUCUGUGUUCGAGUGGGGCACCAGCGUGAGCUACCGCUGCCUGAUGGGAUACGAACUGUCCUUCCCUGCCGUCCUCACGUGUGUCGGCAACGGCUCCUGGAGCGGAGAGGUUCCUCUGUGCCUGCAACCGACUCGGACGACGUGCGAAAAUCCUGGCACUCCGGAGUACGGCUCUCUGAACAGCAGUCUGGGCUUUAAGGUAAGAAAGAAACCGACUCGGACGACGUGCGAAAAUCCUGGCACUCCGGAGUACGGCUCUCUGAACAGCAGUCUGGGCUUUAAGGUGGGCAGCACAGUGAAGUUCCACUGUCAGACGGGUCACUUGUUACUGGGCUCCACCACACGGACGUGCCAGCAAGAUUUGACCUGGAGUGGCACUCAACCAGAAUGCAUCCGUGUUUACAAGAGUCGAGCCGCUCGUCUGACGCUGCGGCUGUAUCACAUGAGAGCUCUGGUGAAGAGCACCUACAGCAAGAUCACUGAGGAGACCUUGAUCAUGGACGGCUUUGUCUCUGCUGACCAUGAAGGAAACACAUACUUGUUUCAAGGCUUUAUACAAGGUAGAAACUACGGCCCAUUUGGACUACAGAGGCAAGGUCUGAACAUAAUAGAGCCCACCAGGAGCCCCGAGGGUCCACCCAGAACCAACAGCAGCUCUGUGGCCGUUGCCAUUCUUGUGCCUUUCUUUGCCCUGAUUUUUGCAGGCUUUGGGUUUUAUCUCUAUAAACAGAGGAAGUCUGAUAAAGCAGAGUACAGCAGCUGCUCUGUGCAUGAAAACAACAACGGUCAGGCUACAUUCGAGAAUCCCAUGUACAACACCAAUUCCAAAUCCAUCGAGGGAAAGGUCGUCCGCUUCGAUCCCAAUCUCAAUACGGUUUGCACAAUGGUUUGA
Messenger RNA from Sinocyclocheilus rhinocerous, 9315 nucleotides. RefSeq names its product CUB and sushi domain-containing protein 3-like. The coding region runs from base 1 to 9315 and encodes 3104 amino acids. The transcript has 63 exons. The record is from RefSeq and is a predicted model, not a curated record. NCBI's taxonomy places the organism in Eukaryota, Metazoa, Chordata, Actinopteri, Cypriniformes, Cyprinidae.